GUUCAUAUCAUGAACUGAUUGCUUCCGAUGUGCGACGCGUCUUGAUCAUUCGAAACUCAGACAAAGAGAUCCUCGUGGAUGUACAGCGACAACAGUCGAUCUGUCCUCACACGCAGACGCGUACACACACAUCAGACUGCGAGACACACAAUCAGCCGAACGUGUGAUGGUCGCCUGCGCACACACCACAACACACACAGACACACACUCACGACACGCAUCUCCAUCGAUCGAUCGAUCUGACUCGUCUGUCUACCUUUCCUGAGUUUUGUGGUGAGUUUGGGUUCUCUGUAGUCGAUGGCCGUCCUCUCCCUCAUUCGCCUCGGCCCUCGCUCCUCUCCCCCUGUCCGCCCCCGACCAUCGCUGCUCGCCCCCUGCUGGUGCUGGUGCUGGUGGUGCUGCUGUUGGUGUUGUUGGUGUGUUGGUGCGGAGGAUGACGGCGGCCUGUGUCGCUUGACGAAGAAGGGAUAGAAGUCGAGCGGGCCGUCUGCAUUUGAGCGGCGGCGCAGCUUGGCAGUGAGUUUGAGCGAUGGUGGGCAGUAGUUGACUCCUCGGCUGUGGUUGCGCAAGUGAUAGCGACAUCCAUUCACACACUCGCUGACCUCACGCUCACCCUCACACUCAUCACCCCUGACAGACACAAACUCACACACACACACACACACACACAAUGUCUCGCUGUCUCACUUCUUGCUGACCUGUGCUGCGGUGUGUCUCCAUUGUCAUUGUUGCCGUGUGGGUGUUGUGGUGGGUCGGUGCGAUGGUGGUCGGGAGUGUCAUUGAUGUGCUGCGGUGGAGUGUGUGGGCCCGGCUGCUUCUGCUGCUCUUGGUGUUCGUCAUCGUUGUCAUCAUGUUCCUGCAUGCAAUUGGAUGGGAUGGGCGAGAGGGCGGGGCGAUACCGACGGUGGGGAUUGUGAUUGUUGUUGUUGGCAGUGGGGCGACCCACACGAACACCGCUAGCCGUCACACUGCCAAGACGGUGAUGGUGGGCAACAGGCAAAGGGGAUGCCACACGAACCUGACACAUGCACACAAACAGUGAGUGCGCAUCGAGUCUGAUUUUCGUGUGUGGUUGGUUGACGUGUGAUUGAUUGUGCUGUCCCCUUCGCUGCCGCAGCACGUGAUUCUCGACCACCUGACGACAGACAAACACACUAUCUCACUUUGGGUGAGUGAGUGUUUGUUUGUGUCACGAGUCUGUUGAUGGCGCUCCUCUGUGCGUCGAUGAUCCGCCUGGAGUGAUCGAUGUAAACCACACAGACACAAAGAUGAGCUGUCAUGUGUGUCGGCUUGCCUGAUUCACUCACUCGUAGUAUUGUGCGAUGCUGUCAAUGUCGCGCGGCACGCCCGCCCGCCGCCAGCGAUACUGAACCGCACCAGACGGCGGCAAUGGCUGCCUCACACCACUCAUCAUCACGAUCAUGCCACUUCCGACACACACGACCAAGAACGCUCUCAAAUACUUGUCACUCACUCAAUGACCGAGGCGAAUUCGUUUUGUCCAAACGACCGAUCGGUGUACAUGUACAGUCGCCAUCCAACGGUCAAUCAACAAAUGGGCUCAGUCAAUCACACAGCCGACAACACAGACCGCUCUCGUGACCCAUGUUUGGUCAGCUGCCGCCUGUCGCUGUUGACCUGGCCUUCCCUCUCCAUCUCACCUCGUGGCCGCCUCGGCCCAUGGCACUUCUGAGCGGCGACCUGCCGCUAAAAUUGAAGGGCAACAAUACAUACCAGCAGACGAUGGAUGCGGCUGACUGCACAGUGUUGUCACCUGCCCCUUGAAAGUUCGACCUCAGCCUCCAGUCGCCGCCGCCUGGCCGCCUCCUGAACAACACAUGAUGGACCAUACAGAGAUAAGUAGUACCACCACGAAGAGGCUGCGGCCGACUGACCUUUUUGUUGCGAGCGGCUUCUCGGCUGACGAGUGCAUCGAACAGCCGUGUGAAGUCAUCGUCAUUCUCGACGGCGCUGCGGAGAGCAUCCUUGAAGGCCGACCGGACGGCUGAGGGAAGGGCCGGCAGGAGAGGAAGGAUGCCGGGCACGUGAUCCAGGCUCUGGCGGAUGACCCCGGCCGUCAGACGGAUGACUCGGCUCUGAGCUGCGACGGAUGCGGGGGUUAUGGUGGUAAGCCUGCCGUCGAAGAGCUGUUUGAGCAUGUCAUUUGUGUCCCGCUUGUCCUCGAGGAUGGUCUUGAGGGUUGUUGUCUGGGUCUGUCGGGCGUGGAGCUGUGUCUGCUGCUGUUUGGCGAGGAGGGAAUAAUUAAGGCCGCGUCGUGUCGAGCCCAGGGCCGACAGCGUCAAGAAGAAGGUCAGGAUAAGACACGCAAACAUCACCG
Molecule: messenger RNA, 2338 nt
Organism: Vitrella brassicaformis
Lineage: Eukaryota; Vitrellaceae
Source: the annotation of a GenBank genome assembly